Messenger RNA from Emiliania huxleyi CCMP1516, 438 nucleotides. RefSeq lists its product as hypothetical. The record is from RefSeq and is a predicted model, not a curated record. The transcript is spliced from 2 exons. Lineage: Eukaryota; Haptophyta; Isochrysidales; Noelaerhabdaceae. Bases 1 to 438 code for a protein of 145 amino acids.
AUGGCGCCGAGUUUGCGACACAAGUGCAAGGAAAGGUCUGAUUUUGCUGUCGAGUACACGAUGGGGGAUGCCCCCUUUGCCACCGCGCUGGGCUUAGAGACCUCAGCAUCCGGCAUGGCGUCCUUUGCGAGUGGCUGGGGCACGUCUGCUUCUGGCCGCUACUCUGAGAGGGUCGGUAUCCUCGAGCAGAAGCUAGCGGCCCUUGAGUCGGCGCACGCUGAAGAGCGUGCGGCAACGGAGAAGAAGCUUGCCGUGCUCGAGGCGUCGGUGGCGGCGCUCCUGCAUGGGGACGGCACAAGUGCGGCCGUACCAGGGCGGUGUGGGCAGGCCACCGAUGUCGACGCCAUCGCCUCUGCGGCUACCGCGCUCUCGCUUGACGACACCGUGGGGAAUCACACCGAUGACUUUGCCGAGCGGCGAUGCGGUUCGGCACUCUAG